Anoplophora glabripennis (Asian longhorned beetle) is the source of this 2082-nucleotide messenger RNA. RefSeq lists its product as uncharacterized. Bases 135 to 1601 code for a protein of 488 amino acids. The record is from RefSeq and is a predicted model, not a curated record. Lineage: Eukaryota; Metazoa; Arthropoda; Insecta; Coleoptera; Cerambycidae. The transcript has 2 exons.
UUUAUAAUUUAAAUUCUGUUUGAUUUUUGAUUCCGUUAAUCAGUUUUUAGUAUUUUACUUCCAAUACCGUUGUUUCUUGUGAGAAUUCAGUUAAAAUAGUUUAUGUAGUAGGUGGUAGUUAGUAUAUUAAAAAAAUGGGACUAGCUUCAAGCAAAGUCUGUAAACAACUUUCCCAAAAAGAUCUGCAGGAAGGUAGUAUUCCUUCUACUCCAAUUUUGACACCAAAAGUAUUGAAACAGGAAGAUUUAGAUCCUAGAUCCCCUAGUUUGCAUAUUUCUCGCACUCCAUUGCAGUUGCUCUCAGCUGCCAAUUUAAAAGUGGAUGAAUUAAAAGAAACUGAAUUUACUGCAGUUGCAGACGAAACUUCCGCAAAAUCAAAGAUAGUCCUACUUGGAAUAGAUCCUCGCUCUCCAACAGUAGAAUUUCAAAGAACUCCUAUUAUUAUUAACGUGUCUGAAGCAGACAGUGCUGGAAAAUUUCACAACAAAAACCUGGAUAGAGUUAAACAAUCUGUUAUUAUUACUACCCCAAAAUCUACUACUAAGCAAAUAUCAACUAAUAUACCACCGAAGUUAUUAGAAAGUAGUCCUGUUAAGGCAAAAUCUGAUGCAAUCAAAAGAAAAUCAUUUGUGGGUUUGCUAGAAACUAACAUCGAUUAUACGGAAACAGAUCUUGACGCAGUGAUAAGAGAAAAAAAUAAAGCCAAAGAAAUACAGUACGAUGUAAAGGAACAUGCAACACCCAACCACAAACAGCUUGUUACCAUAGUUGAGAAAGAAAAUAUAGAUCCGCGUUCUCCUACAAAUGAUUUCCUCAGAACACCAAUCCAAAUUAUAAAGAAGGUUGCUGAUUUAAAUUUAAUUGAUGUUGUUGAUUCUGAAAGAGAGUCUGGAUGUAUUGGAAAGGAAUACAAACAAAAUGAAAUCGCUGAGGAAUUAGAAGAUCAUAAUAUAAUAAAAAAAUGUGUUCAAGAGAUUUGUGAGAGUGUUCAUUUAAACAGUGAAUUAGAAUCUACGGAAAAGCAUACUGACAUUUUGGAAAAAGUUGAACCAGUUGCAAUGCCUCAAAUCAACAUUCAAACUGAAGUUAAUAAAGAUGCGAAAGAAAUUGAAAGUGACGACACAGAUACAACAGGAACCCCAGUGAAAAUAAAAUCAGCUCCAAUUACGCCUCCCACAGGUGAAGUGAAUCUAAUGUCACCGGGGAAAGCAGUAAAAGCAACAAAAUCUGCACCUGUUACGCCUCCAGCAGUAAAUCUUGCAGCUGACGUUAAAGAAUUUGAUAAAAAACUUACAAGCUUGAUUUAUCGUGAUGAAGACAUUGUCAUAUGCCCCAGAAAGGUGAAACUAAAGGACUAUGAUACCCGUUCUCCCUUAAGAAACAUUAACUGCAAUGAACCAGAGAAAAAGAAGUCUUCUCAGAAACUGAAGGUGAAAGACAAGAAGUCUGAGUACGCGGUAAGUAAAAUUCCCGUCUUUAAAGAGACUGGUAGGAAGACUGAAAUACAGUGUGAAAAUACGCCACCGAGAAAUAUGGAGAAAAGAAAGGUUAAAGUAAGGAAAUCGCAUUGGGAUAACGCGGAUGCAACUUUAAUUAUAUAAUUUAAUGUUGUGGCUUUCAGUACCUGGCUGAUUUGUAGUUGUUAUUUAGUUUGUUGGUAACAUAAGUUCGCAGAUGAGAUAUCGAAUUUUGUGAAGGGAAAAGUAAUCUUAUCUGCCUACAUAAUAUAAUAUACCCCGGUAUUGUCAAUAUUUAUUAAGUUCAUUAAUCCCCAAUACCUGACUGAUGUACAUUUUGAAAUAAAAUGCUUUACAUAAACUUUUACUUUUGGUAAAUAUGCAUUAAAAUGAUAUUCGAUCGCAUAAUCAUCAGAACAUAAUAAUGUCACAGCAUAGCCCAAGUUUUUAAUUACCAAAGAAAUAAUCGUAUACAUAAUAGUUUUCUUUACUAAUUGUUUAAAUAGAAACUAAAUUUUUUAUGAUUAAUAAUCUCCUUGAUGCUUUGUAAACUAUAGUUUUAACAUAUCUGCAUAAACCAGUAAAAACUUAGCAACUGAAAUGUUUUUUAUUUAACCAUUGAAGU